GCGGACACAUUGGCCGCCGCGGCGCUCGGCGAGGCGCGCACGGCCCCAGGCGGCUGCGCCCUGCGGAGGCAGCUCCCGCCCGGCUGCGGAGCGCGCGCCCCGGCCCCCGCCGGCGCUCGCAGGGCCCAGCGAUCGCGCAGCCCGGCUCGGAGGUCGCGGUCCCCGGCCCGGGUCACUGCCAGGCGCACGCGGCGGCGCCCCGAGCUCACCAUGGUGGCAGCGCGCGCCGAGUCCUCGCGCGUCGCCGGCCGCCCGAGCCGCAGCGCCGGCUGAGAGCGCUGCAGCGAAGCCCCCUGCCCUUGCCAGCCCCCCGCCCGGCCCGCGCGUCCCCUCCGGUCGCCGCUGUCUAUGGCUCAGCCCCCCGCCCUGGAUCAUGCACAGAAACUUUCGCAAGUGGAUUUUCUACGUGUUUCUCUGCUUUGGCGUCCUCUACGUGAAGCUCGGAGCCCUGUCGUCCGUCGUGGCCCUGGGAGCCAACAUCAUCUGCAACAAGAUCCCUGGCUUGGCCCCGCGGCAGCGUGCCAUCUGCCAGAGCCGGCCUGAUGCCAUCAUCGUGAUUGGGGAGGGGGCGCAGAUGGGCAUCAACGAGUGCCAGUACCAGUUCCGCUUCGGACGCUGGAACUGCUCCGCCCUGGGCGAGAAGACGGUCUUCGGGCAGGAGCUCCGAGUAGGGAGCCGGGAGGCCGCCUUCACGUACGCCAUCACCGCGGCCGGCGUGGCCCACGCGGUCACGGCCGCCUGCAGCCAGGGGAACCUGAGCAACUGCGGCUGCGACCGGGAGAAGCAGGGUUACUACAACCAGGCGGAGGGCUGGAAGUGGGGCGGCUGCUCCGCCGACGUGCGCUACGGCAUCGACUUCUCCCGGCGCUUCGUGGACGCCCGUGAGAUCAAGAAGAACGCGCGGCGCCUCAUGAACCUGCACAACAACGAGGCGGGCAGGAAGGUCCUGGAGGAGCGCAUGAAGCUGGAGUGCAAGUGCCACGGCGUGUCGGGCUCGUGCACCACCAAGACGUGCUGGACCACGCUGCCCAAGUUCCGCGAGGUGGGCCACCUGCUCAAGGAGAAGUACAACGCCGCGGUGCAGGUGGAGGUGGUGCGGGCCAGCCGCCUGCGGCAGCCCACCUUCCUGCGUAUCAAGCAGCUGCGCAGCUACCAGAAGCCCAUGGAGACGGACCUGGUGUACAUCGAGAAGUCGCCCAACUACUGCGAGGAGGACGCGGCCACGGGCAGCGUGGGCACCCAGGGCCGCCUGUGCAACCGCACGUCGCCGGGCGCGGACGGCUGCGACACCAUGUGCUGCGGCCGUGGCUACAACACCCACCAAUACACCAAGGUGUGGCAGUGCAACUGCAAGUUCCACUGGUGCUGCUUCGUCAAGUGCAACACGUGCAGCGAGCGCACCGAGGUCUUCACCUGCAAGUGAGCGCGCCCCUCCCCCGGAGCCGCCGGCACGCGCGCCCCUCCCCCACCCCGCCCUGCUGGCUGCGGGGUGGGGGGGAGGGGAGGGGGAGGGGGCCGGGGGAGCUCAGGGCGGGGAGGGCCGCUCCCACCGGCGCCCCUCCCCCCUCGCUGCCCUCAGGGGCUCUUCCCGCCUUUCUGUCACUUCCCUGGCAGAGCGAUGCCAGAGGGCAACGGCACCUGUCCCUGCCCUGACGGGGCCCAGCGAAUUCCUGUUCUUUUCUCCGGGGAAGUGAACCCCAAGGACACACACACGUCCUGGAAAGCAACGUGACGACGAGACUCUGAGUGUCCCCCUCCCCCACCUGGUGGCACGGACGUGGAUGUGCCAUUCCGGCUGACCCCACGCAGGACUUCUUCCCUGGCCGCAUCAGCCACUGGGCUUCCCCCCGGUGGUCUGGGCAGAUGCUGACACAUUUUAUUUAUGUUUUCUUAGUAUCAGAAGAGCAUUCUUAGCACUAAGGCAUAGCCAGUCCUAACUCUGUACUCGCGUUAGCCAUCCCUUGUGCCCUCUGCCCCCUCUCCCCGCCUCUCUAGACCCCAGGGGGCAGCUCUGUGCACAGCUCCCUCCUGGCCCUGCCCCGAGGGGGCCCCUGAGGAGAGCCACGGGCGGGAAUCCUUCUUUUUAAAAAAGCAUAUCAAAUCGAAAUGUCACCUGCGUCAGGUUCCAGGAGUGCUGUGUUCCCUCCCUAAUGCUGUCACCCUCCCAGCCCCCCUCCAGCCUGGCACCCAGUUUCCCCACCCCCACCCUGGAGCCAGCUGGUGCCCUAGGAUGGCACUGUGUGCUGGCAGCGGGCUGGUGGGGGGGGGCGCGGUUCAGGGGCCUUUGCCUUCUUUGGCAGGUGUGGACACCGAGGCCCAGAAUGGCUCAAGAAUUAGCCACAGACCCCGAGGCCAUGAGUGGAAGUUCCUGCCUGGGCUCGGGCGUCCUGACCACCCCCCCCCGGGCCAGGGCACCUGACCCUGGAAGAUGUGCUCUGGGGGCAUCCAUGUGGGCCUGAGACGGUCCCCAUGUUUUGAGAAAUCUGGCCUGCACCCCCAGAGGUGCCUGCUGGGACUUCUCUAGUGACCCCGGGCCCAGUCCUCCUCCUUUGGCCCUGAUCCCAAUGCUGAGAAAACUUGGAUCCACGAUGUUACUCGGCCAGGGCUCCACCGGCUGCCCCCCCAGCAGGUGUCUGCCCUCCAGACACCUCCCCCAGGGUCCCCACAUGCACACCCUCUCUUAAAGUUCAACUUGCCCUGAAACCUGGGAGAGGGGAACCAGAAGGGUCCUGCUCAGUUCUACACCACGGGCGGGGGGGGGGGGGCGCCAAACCCGGGGACUUGGGCUGACACAUCCUCUGCGAACAUUCCCACCCUCCCUUGGGGGAGUCUGAGGCACAGAGGAGGUGACCUGCCAGCAAGGAUGGUGGGUAGCGGGGGCCGGUGUGCCACCACUGCUCCUGUGCCCUCCCCCACCCAAAUGUAGGGUGUUUACUUCUAGAAACCUGUGGAAAUGUGUCCUCAGGCAGCUGACCCGCCAAGUGGGCUAGACGUUAGCAGGGCUGAGUCCCCCCUGUGUGCCCCUGGUGAUGCCAGGACACUCUGUCAGCUGCUGUUCCGGGCACUUCCAGGCUGCCAUGAAUGCCCCCCCAUCUGUGCACCUCUCCGCCCCUCCCCCCACCUCCUCGGGUCCCAGGACACUGCUGAGUCCGUGGGCCCCGCACCCUCUGCCACGGAACCUGGUUAACUUAUAUUGUUAUAUAGCGUUAAAAUGUCUAUCAUGUCUUUUAAAUUAUUGUGACCUACACUGGGUACUGGAGGGAGGGGACGGCCUCGUGUGGUCCCCCGAGCCAGGCUCCUCCUCCUGCUUGAAACAGACUCUUGGGGCCUCCCGAUGCCAUCGAGUCACGCGCACUGUCCAGGCACCUCCGCCGAGACCCUGCCUCCUCAGCUGUCUGUCAGCAGCAGCCCUUCCCUUGGGCGAAUGGGGGUCAGUGUGGCCUGCGUGGGGCGGUGGCGGUCCGGGCACUGCGUGUCCCCCGUAGCGCCCCCCCCACUUCAGGAGAGCUGCUGGGUUUCCGACGGGCUGUGCCUCUCCUUCCCUGGAGGGGAGCGCCCAGCUCCAAUAAAGCUGGAAUCAGAAGUGA
Molecule: messenger RNA, 3587 nt
Organism: Hyaena hyaena (striped hyena)
Lineage: Eukaryota; Metazoa; Chordata; Mammalia; Carnivora; Hyaenidae
Gene: WNT7B
Product: Wnt family member 7B
Exons: 4
Coding region: 374-1423 (349 amino acids)
Biological process (GO): cell fate commitment; canonical Wnt signaling pathway; multicellular organism development
Cellular component (GO): extracellular region
Molecular function (GO): cytokine activity; frizzled binding
Source: RefSeq, a predicted model, not a curated record